GAUUGAUUUAAUGAAUUGUGUUUAAAGGGGAACGAGUGUAUGCGCGUGCGCGAGUGUCGUGCACAUGCUAAUUGAGUGUUCAAUUCGUGUUCCUGUGCGCGGGCAAUAGCAGCACCAGCAGCUCAGACGUAGCCGCUGUUGCUAAGGUUCCCUCGGUGUCCCGCUUCAGGACAAAAAUGCAUGUUUUCGACCUGAUGCGGUGAUGCCAAAGGGGUCACUCACGUGUACACGUACAACCAGGGUUUAUGUGGACAGUUUCAAACUGGACUAAACAAUUCGCCCACCAAAAUCCCAUUUUUUUCGUUCCCUGGAGCCGAGCAGUGGAACAAGAGGGAACCCAGCAAGCGCCGUUUGCGGAUAUGAACCGAGAGACAGCAGCGUUAUAUGGGGGAGUAGCUUAAUGCUAACCUCCGAUAUAUUGGGAUUUUAUUCAGUUUACCCCGGGGCAGAAGGCAAAAACUGAAAGACAAAACUAAAUACCGUAUUGGAAGCUUUUAGAACGCCACAAGGUUCUCUCCUCUACAUCGCUGUUCCUGUGAUCUGUCCCAGAUCAGUUGCCAUCCUUUCCUGCCAGGUUGCCACAGCCACUAUUGGAGAUGGAUUGGGCAACUCCAUCGGCCAAGCUGAACCACUACACCCGAGCCCGCAUGUCAGAGGCCUGGCAGCAGCAUGCGGUUCCACCACCUCCAGUUGUCCACAGCAUCCCUACAGGAGCCGAGAACCAACUGGGCUGUGCCGUCUACGGUAUUGUACUGCAGCAGGACGCUACGUCGCUACAGCAGCAACAGAACCAGCAUGCCCAGCUUAGCCAGCACGGCGGUGGGCAGCUCGGUCAGCAGCAACAGCAGCACAGCUCCCAGGUCCCGCAGACCUCUCUGCAGGUCGGGGCAGAAGGAGGACACAAGUGUGGGGCUUGUGGACAUGACAUAUCCCACCUGGCAAAUCCACACGAGCACCAGUGCAUGGUGACGCAGGACAGGUCGUUUCAGUGUACGCAGUGCUUGAAAAUUUUUCACCAGGCUACAGACCUGCUGGAACAUCAGUGUGUUCAGGUGGAACAGAAGCCAUUUGUCUGUGGUGUUUGCAAGAUGGGAUUUUCUCUACUUACCUCUCUGGCCCAGCACCACUCGUCCCAUAACAGCAGCAACCCAAUGAAGUGUUCAAUAUGUGAGAAGACCUACAGACCCGGCUCGUCUGGUAACUCGUCAAACAGCCAACAGCAGUCCAACAGUGAUGGAGCUUCAACCAGCAGCAGUUCUUCUAUUCUGCCUUUUCCAUCGGCCCGGGACCGGCCGUACAAGUGCUCUGUUUGCCAGAAAGGUUUCAGACACCUGUCAGAACUCGCGCGGCACGAGCGGGUUCACACGGGCGAGAAGCCCUUCAAGUGUGACACGUGUGACAAGGCUUUCAGCCAAAUGUCGCAUCUGCAGCAUCAUCAGAAAACACACAGCAACGAGCGGCCGUUCAAGUGCGCUGUCUGUGAAAAGAGCUUUAAGCACCGCUCUCACCUGGUGCGCCACAUGCUGGUGCACUCUGGCGAGCACCUGUUCAAAUGCAACUUGUGCGAGCUGCACUUUAAAGAGUCGUCGGAGCUCCUUCACCAUCCCUGCCACCCGCAGGGCUCUCGACCGUUUCGCUGUGCUGCCUGCGGCAAAGGAUUUAAAAGGCCGUCGGACCUUCGCCAGCACGAGCGCACACACUCCGAGGAGCGCCCCUUCCACUGUGAUGAGUGUCAGAUGAGCUUCAGGCAGCAGUAUGCUCUGGUGCGACACAGACGCACGCACAAAGACCCCACAGACCGACCGUUCAAAUGCAAUCUGUGCGACAAGUGUUUCAUGCAGCCGUCUCACCUCCUCUACCACCAGCACGUCCAUGGCAUGGACAACCUGUUCAAGUGUGCCUCGUGCCAGAAAGAGUUCAGCCAGUCUGGGGAGCUGCUAAGACACAAAUGUGGCGAGCCGUCCAACAGCUCGCCGGACAAACCGUACAAGUGUGACGUCUGUGGUAAAGGCUACAAGAAGAGUUCCACGUUACAGCGCCACCAGAACUCCCACUGUCGUGAGAAGCCCCUCAAGUGUUCCCUCUGCGACCGCCGCUUCUUGUCGUCAUCGGACUUUGUCCAGCACCGCUGCGACCCAUCGCGGGAAAAGCCGCUUAAGUGCCCGGAGUGCGAGAAACGAUUCAAAUACAUUUCGGACAUGAACCGACACGUGCGCACGCACACGGGCGAGAAACCGUACAAAUGCGAACACUGCAACAAGGGCUUCAAACAGAAGGAGCAUCUGACCAAACACCAGAGCACGCACUCCAGAGAAGGCCAGUUCAAGUGCGUCUGGUGUGGAGAGCGUUUCAGUGACUUGGGCUCUUUGCAGGAUCACACUGUGCAGCACACGGCAGACGGAGGCGGUUACCCAGUGUCCCAGUGCUUAUAGGUCACUGUCAAAGUUAGACCCUCAACACAGUAGCCUCAACUCCAGGCCCUUUUGUCUACGUUUGUAGUCUAUUUAUUCUUCCUAGAUUUGGGACAUUUUCAGGACAGUAGAGACGAUUACUGUUGCAUUAUUUCCCUUCCACGUUACAUCUAUACUCUUUUUUUUUUUUUUUUUUUUUUUUUUUACCUCAACUCUCUUGUCCCGGAGCCUCACACGACUCCAACACCCGUCAUUCCAUCAAAUUGUUUGAAACAUAUUUCCUGCUUUUUGCGGCCGUUUAGAACAGUGAGGAACCAGUCAGUCAUAUUUAACUGCCAAACAAGAAUGAAUGUUUUUAACCAGGAGUUUAAAACUGUCUGUGCUGCACUGAGAUUACACUAAAUAUUUAUCACAGUUUCCUGAUUCAGUCUUUAUCUGUUAGACAUCAAUUCCUGGGACCGACACAUUGGAGUCACCAAGUCCUAGUUGUUUCAGAGCAGCUUCAAUCUGAAUUACAUGUUUGUCAGAAAACUAAGCGGUGAUGUGGUCCGAAAAAAAAAAAAGUCAGUCAGUAAUGGUUGACCAAUCAGAGUCAAUGUCCUCAGGUCUGGUGCCUAGUGUUAAAGCAUGUUAACACUUCUCUCACUUGAGAAAUAGUUCAAUCCCCAGUGUCUGAAUUAAGGCUAAGUUCACGCUGCAGAUGUUGUUGCUCAAAUCUGUUUAAUUUUCUUGACUCUCGUGAUUGAUCAACAUUCUGAAAUUGCAGCAACUUCCAACUUGAUAAACUCAAACACGCGUAGCAUCGAUACUCACGUCUGUGAACAGCGUUGGGUUUGACGCCACGUGUCUGGUGGCAGAUGCAUUUAAAGUAUCACGUGAACAACUAUGCUUUUGCAAAAAAUUCUGAAUUGAGCAACAAGACCUUUAGUGUGACCGUGGCCUUGGUCAUUAAGAGUUGA
Molecule: messenger RNA, 3370 nt
Organism: Cynoglossus semilaevis (tongue sole)
Lineage: Eukaryota; Metazoa; Chordata; Actinopteri; Pleuronectiformes; Cynoglossidae
Gene: znf319b
Product: zinc finger protein 319b
Exons: 4
Coding region: 597-2432 (611 amino acids)
Source: RefSeq, a predicted model, not a curated record